Sciurus carolinensis (gray squirrel) is the source of this 942-nucleotide messenger RNA. RefSeq names its product olfactory receptor 14K1-like. Gene Ontology annotation, molecular function: olfactory receptor activity; odorant binding; G protein-coupled receptor activity. The transcript has 2 exons. Gene Ontology annotation, biological process: G protein-coupled receptor signaling pathway. Gene Ontology annotation, cellular component: membrane. Lineage: Eukaryota; Metazoa; Chordata; Mammalia; Rodentia; Sciuridae. The annotation marks the transcript as partial. The record is from RefSeq and is a predicted model, not a curated record.
AUGGUUAAUCACACGGUGGGUAUGGAGUUCUACCUCAUGGCAUUCUCUGAGGCCAAGGAGCUCCAGGUUGCACAUGGCUUCCUGUUCUUGCUGAUUUACCUGGUGGCACUGGUGGGGAACCUUCUCAUCAUCAUCCUGGUCACAGUGGACCAGUGUCUCCACACCCCCAUGUACUUCUUCCUGAGGAACUUGUCCCUCCUUGAUGCUUGCCUUGUCUCAGUCACUGUCCCAAACUUCAUUCUGAACUCCUUGUGCCACAAAAGCACCAUCUCUUUCCUGGGAUGUGUCUCACAGGUCCUGUUGGUAAUUCAGUUUGCUGGAGCUGAGCUUUUCACCCUUACAGCCAUGUCCUAUGACCGCUAUGUAGCCAUCUGCCACCCUCUGCACUAUGAUAUCAUCAUGAACAGGGGUGUCUGUGUGCAGAUGGUAGCUGUCUCCUGGUUCCUUGGGGGUUUGUUUGGGGUCUUAUACUGUGCAGGAACUUUCUCUCUACCUUUCUGUGGCUCCAGAAAACUCCCACAAUUUUUCUGUGAUGUCCCCUCUCUGCUGAAGAUUUCUUGUUCAAAGUUGCAUAUCACCAUUGAUGUGAGUGUGGUCAUUGGAGUCAUAUAUGCACUUUUCUGCAUUGUGUCCAUUGGAUUUUCAUAUGUGUACAUUUUUAAAACUGUCACAAGAAUGCCAUCAUCACAAGGGAAGUCAAGAGCCUUCUCCACCUGCAUGCCUCAUCUCAUAGUGGUGACCACGUUUUUUGUGACUGGUGUUACUGCCUAUUUGAAGCCAGUACCUGAAUCCCCACAUCCUGUGGACUUUGUGGUGUCUGUUCUCUAUUCUGUGAUGCCUCCAUCUUUGAACCCUAUAAUAUACAGCCUGAGGAACAAAGAUGUCAAAACUUCUCUGUGGAAGAUUUUAUGGAACUUAUGCCCCAAGGAAUGGAGUUGGCUA